Molecule: messenger RNA, 2797 nt
Organism: Onychostruthus taczanowskii (white-rumped snowfinch)
Lineage: Eukaryota; Metazoa; Chordata; Aves; Passeriformes; Passeridae
Gene: ZFAND5
Product: zinc finger AN1-type containing 5
Exons: 6
Coding region: 667-1302 (211 amino acids)
Molecular function (GO): zinc ion binding; DNA binding
Source: RefSeq, a predicted model, not a curated record
AGAAACAUAAGUUUAGUACUUGCCAUGUGAGGUCUCUUAAUUAGAAGCAUUUUUCUUUACACUGUAACAAAUUCACUUUUGGCAUUUUUGACUUCUAGCAAGUCUCAGCUGUCAAAUAUCUCUUACUGUGACAGUUUCUGAAUACGAAAACAGCAAUCCAAAGUUUAUACUAAAAUGUCUUCAGAUGCCAUAUGCACAGCUUCUACUAAAUUUAAAUUUUAGUGCAAUAUUAUUGCAUGUCUUCAAUUUGUAGCAAAUGUAUGAUUACUAUGUUCCAGUUUUAUUGCCCUUGGGAGUUAAGGAUUUGGCUGCUAUACCCCUUUCUACUAACCUUGCUUUUCAGAGGUUAACAGGCAGUGAAGGUGAAGACAUUAUUUCUAACACGCUUAGCACUGACUGGUUUUGGGAGGCUUAGAAGUCUUGGUAACCUGAUUAGAGAACAGGUUUUUUUCUUCUGUAAAUGUGUAUCUGUGUAACAGAACAUACUCAAUAGUUUGUUAUUGUUAUCUCCCUUGGAAGAGUGUUGUGAGAGUAAUUGUGAAAUUAGCCUCAAAAUGAUGCGAGAUCAGCGCUGAAAAAGCAGGACUUAUCUGCUGGAGUCUCUUGGCUCUGUUGGAGUCCAGAAAAAUAAGCUGUUAUUUGCCAGAACUGUUUUGUGGCAUCGAGAUGACUCAGGAGACAAACCAGACCCCAGGGCCUAUGCUGUGUAGUACAGGAUGUGGAUUUUAUGGAAAUCCUAGGACAAAUGGGAUGUGUUCAGUUUGCUACAAAGAACAUCUUCAGCGACAGCAGAAUAGUGGUAGAAUCAGCCCAAUGGGAACAACCAGUGGUUCAAACAGUCCUACCUCAGACUCUGCAUCUGUACAGAGAGCAGACACUAGCUUAAACAACUGUGAAGGUGCUGCUGGCAGCACAUCUGAAAAAACAAGAAACGUGCCUGUUGCCGCUUUGCCUGUAACACAGCAAAUGACAGAAAUGAGCAUUUCAAGAGAGGAAGAAUCAACACCGAAAACAGAGACUGAGCCAGUUGUUACUCAGCCAAGUCCAUCAGUUUCUCAGCCUGGUACUUCAGAGAGUGAGGAGAGAGCUGCUGAACUGCCGAAACCAAAGAAGAACAGAUGUUUCAUGUGCAGGAAGAAGGUUGGCCUUACAGGAUUUGACUGCCGUUGUGGAAACCUAUUUUGUGGACUUCACCGUUAUUCUGACAAGCAUAACUGCCCAUAUGACUACAAAGCAGAAGCUGCAGCAAAAAUCAGAAAAGAGAAUCCAGUUGUGGUGGCUGAAAAAAUUCAGAGAAUAUAAAUUAAUGUGCUUGUGAAAAGACUGACUGACUUUUUGUGGGGCUUUUUUUUUCAAUACAUCCUAAAAACCAUGAAAAGAGCAGGUGCAUGGUCAUUUUCCUUUCUUUUCGAAAGUUUUACUUCUAGUCCUGUCUGUCUGAAUGAUACUUCAAAUGUUUGGGUGUUUGUUACAGACAGAAUUGGAUAGAUACAGCCCUUGAAAAUGUAUAUGCCCUCCCCAGAAUAGAUGGAUGAUCAGAAACCUGCACAGGAAUACACAUGCACAGAGGACAGACUAGUUCACAUGUGCCAAAUAGAUUUAUUCAAUCUGCAUGUGUGCAGCAGCUCUGCCUUUUGAGAUGUGCAUGAGGUAUUUAAUGUUCGGCUAAUGUUAUAUGCCUGUUUAGGAGAAGGACACAUCAAAACAGUUGGCAGUCUACUUCUAUCAUUUAAAAUCUCAUUCUACUUUUAGUUGUCACACUCCCAUUUUAGUUUUCCAGCAGAAUGCAAGCUGUGUAGAGGGGUCUACCAUCACAGUAAGAUGAGCAUCUUUGCCAUAUUUAAGUCACUUAACAACUGCACUGAGAACAAUGGAAAAAAUCAAAUACAUAUGAGAAGAAAGUUGUUUUGUAAAAGAUUACGUUAACUUUAGAAUCUUGGAAAAAAGUUCCCAAAGGAAAUGUCCCAUUAGGAGCUUAAGAACUGGCCUGCAGAGUUGUCCGCUUUUCGUUGCCUAGCUAAAAAUGUUGUGUAGCACAAUAUUGUAAGAUUGGUUUUCAAAACACAGUUUCAAAUGUUUCUAGACAUAUCACAGCAUCUCUAUCAAGCAACAGGAGUCUGAAUAAGUUGCUGAAAUACUAGAGGAGUUUAUUAUUCAUGUACUACUUAUGUUCUGUGUGUUCCAAGUUCAAAAGAAUAUUAGGAAUUAAUUUUUCUAGUUUUAAAUGUAACAGUUGCACCGUUCUGCAUGGAAAACCAUACCUAACAUGGCUGCUGUAGACUUAAAUGGUAGCUGGAACCACUCUUGGAGGGCUGCUUUAUCAUUUUUAAUUGUACUUGGGUAUAGGACUGUAGUGUUCUUGGGUGUAUUGCAUGGGCUGCGUUAUCUACGGCAUUGUACAAUAACAACUAGAAAAGGCAGUAUUCUUCACUGAUGCUUGUCUGGUAAUAUAUAUCACUUCUGUGUUAUAAUGGAAGGGGUUUUUGUGAUGUAUGAAACUUGUGUUUUUUAUAUAAACAAAUACGGUUUAGACUAGUGUUGUGGUAAUGUCUGUUCCCAUCUGUAAAUAGUUACAUACAUACACAAGGCACUACUCCUACCUGAUUUUUGUUGCCAGUGUUCAGUCUUGGUUUUUACUUCACUACUAAAAGCAUCAGGUUUUCGCUUCUAACUUUGUUCUUCUGAGUUAUUAGAUAUGCAAACAUGUACAGAUAGUUCAUAUUUAUGUAUUGCACAUAAGCUACAGCAUCUAUGCUAUAUUGUAUUAUGUAAAUAAUAAAAAUAAUGUACAGAAGGA